GGUGAAUGAGGCCUCAGUGAAAAUUCAUCCUCGAUAUUUUGAUAUGAAGUUUUUGCAUACCUAAUAAUAUUAUUAAAAAUUGGAUAAAACAAUGUCCAAAUUUCUUCAGGAAGACGAUAAAAAAGUCGGUGAAAUAAUACUGACGGAGAAAUUGAGUGAGGAUUUCUCAAAUUUAUACCUUAGUCAAAACUAUUCGGAUGUAAUAUUUUUGGUCGAAAAUGAGCGAAUUCCAAGUCACAAAGUCAUCUUAGCAGCUAGAAGUGAAUACUUUCGUGCUAUGCUCUAUGGUGGACUAAGUGAAUCCAAUAAGAAUGAAAUUACGCUCAACAUUCAGAAAGAAGCUUUUAAAAUUUUAUUGAAGUACAUCUAUACGGGAAAGAUUAACUUACAAAAAAUCAUGCCACAGAUGAAUAUUAUCUUAGACACACUUGGACUAUCCAACCUUUUUGGCUAUACAGAAUUGAAAGAUGAAAUAUCGAAUUUUCUGAAAAAUUCCCUAAAACUAUCGAAUGUUUGCAAUAUCCUGGAUUCAUCGAGAUUAUAUGAGCUACAUUCACUUACAAAUAUUUGCUAUACCUUUAUUGACAAAAAUGCUCAAGAGCUUCUUAGUCACGAGUCUUUUAAAUUUCUAUACAAGGAUAGCCUAAUUGCAAUACUUUUACGUGAUAGUUUUUAUGCCGAGGAAAUUCAAAUAUUUAAUGCUGUUCAAGGAUGGAUGGAAUGCAACAAUGAUUUAAGGCCUGAAGAAAUUAACGAAGUUGUUAGCAAAAUAAGACUACCUUUAAUAAGUACAAUGGAUUUAUUGUCUAUCGUUCGUCCAACUGGAAUUUUGGAACCUGAUACAUUAUUAGAUGCAAUCACAGUUAGAGAACAAUCAAAAAUCCAGCGACUUCCUCAUCGCGGACGACUAUGCCUGGAAGAGAAUAUUGCAGUAAGCAAGUAUGGAGCAAAAGUUAUACAAGGCCUUUCAGAUGGAUUUUCUGUUCUCGAAGACGACAGCAAUCAUCCAUAUGACAUGGAAAAAGGAUAUACGAGGCAUGCAAUUACAACAAAAGAUGACAGUAAUGGAAUUGUUAUUCAACUCUCUAAUAUUUUUAUUAUAAAUUGCAUAAAAAUUUUACUAUGGGAUUUGGAUACAAGAUCAUAUUCUUAUGUGAUUGACGUGUCUGUAGAAGAACACAUUUGGGAACGUAUUAUUGAUUAUUCCAAUUAUCAUUGUCGAUCGUGGCAGCAUUUGUAUUUUCCAAAUCGCGCAGUUAAAUAUGUCCGAAUAAAAGGAACGCGUAACACUGUAAAUAAAGUAUUUCAUCUAGUAUCAUUAGAAGCUAUGUAUACCAAUAAUAUGCCAAGUAUUGUCGAUGGAAUCAUUUCCCCUAAAAAUAAUGUGGCGACGGUUGAGCGAUCGGCGACUGUACUAGAAGGUGUAUCGAGAAAUAAAAAUUCAUUGCUAAAUGGAAAUGUGAAGGAUUAUGAUUGGGAUUGUGGAUACACGUGUCAUCAGCUUGGAAGUGGAAAUAUUUUGAUUCAACUAGGCCAACCAUACUUAAUAAGCUCUUUUCGUAUUCUUUUAUGGGAUUGUGAUGAUAGAACGUAUAGUUUUUACAUCGAAACAAGCAUCAAUGAAACUAAUUUUGACUUGGUUGUGGACAAAAGAAAUGAAAGACUUCAGUCUUGGCAAUCCUUUCACUUUGAGCCUAGAAUAAUCUCAUUCAUUCGAAUAGUUGGAACAUUUAAUUCAGCUAACGAAAUUUUUCAUAUUGUUCAUUUUGAGGCCAAUUAAAUAUAUUAACUUUAUAAUUGUACCAACCCUAUGUCAAACUUUAC
This is a messenger RNA of Chironomus riparius, 1824 nucleotides long. The record is from the annotation of a GenBank genome assembly. NCBI's taxonomy places the organism in Eukaryota, Metazoa, Arthropoda, Insecta, Diptera, Chironomidae.